UGAUUGGCCCAAUCGACAACAUCCACGUCCUUACGCAUCUGUCCGGCUCGAUUUUGCCUGCAUGUCACCGCUUUCGCAUCCCUAAUGUGCAAUUAUUCGCGCCUUUGACCGACGGCCGCGUUCUCCCUCGCUCCCAUCGACCUGAUUUAACUAAUUUUAUAGACAGAGUCCAUAAUGGGGAAGUUUUGGAUUGGAGCUUUGCUCUGCCUGGCGAGUUUCGUCGUGCUCGCCAACUCGAUUGCUGUGAUGAGCGUUGACUUUGGAGGAGAGUGGAUCAAAGUUGGAAUCGUCUCUCCUGGUGUACCCAUGGAAAUUGUUUUGAACAAGGAAUCAAAGCGGAAGACCCCAGCAGCAAUCGCAUUCCGAAACGGAGAGCGUCUCUUUGGCGAGGACGCUCUCAACCUGGGGGUCCGGUUCCCCCAAAACACGUACAGCUACCUCCUGCCCCUGCUUGGCCAAAAGGCCAACAGCAGCGUUGUCGAGAGGUACAAGAAGCAGUUCCCUUACUACAAAAUCGAGGAAGACCCUGAGCGAGGGACAGUCGUCUUCCGACAUGACGAUGACACUCGAUUCACCCCUGAGGAACUGGUGGCUAUGAUGCUCCAGCAGUGCAAGCGGGACGCGGAAAUUUCUGUUGGACAGAGUGUUAGUGAGGUUGUCCUCACUGUGCCGGCCUAUUUUGGACAGACGUCGCGGAGGGCGAUGCUCUCGGCUGCCCAGCUAGCCGGACUGAAGCCACUCCAGCUGAUCAAUGACUACAUGGCUGUGGCCAUCAACUAUGGCAUCUUCAGGCGCAAGGACUUCAAUGACACGGCUCAAAAUGUGAUAUUCUACGACAUGGGCGCUACGAGCACUGCGGCCGCCGUGGUUAGCUACUCUGUUGGCAAGGGAAGAGACGCUGACCCCCAGGCGGCGAUUCUUGGCGUCAGGGUUGACCGCUCUUUGGGUGGCUUGGAAAUGCAGCUCAGGCUCAGGGAUUAUUUGGGAAAGAAGUUCAACGAGAUGAAAAAGACGCCCAAUGACGUGUUCAAGAACCCAAGGGCCCUGGCCAAGCUGUUUAAGGAAGCUGGAAGGCUCAAGAACGUGCUCAGUGCCAACGCCAACCAUUAUGCUCAGGUGGAGGGGCUGUUAGACGAACAAGACUUUAAGCUGCCGGUGACAAGGGAAGAGUUUGAAGAACUCUGCACUGAUCUAUUUGAGCGGGCUGGGCAGCCGGUGACUGAGGCUCUUGCACUGGCCGGCCUCACCAUGGACAGCAUCAGUCAGGUGAUUCUUGUAGGCGCUGGCACCAGGGUACCCAAGGUACAGGAGGCGUUGACCAAGGCGACUGGAGUAACCCUCAGCAAGAAUAUCAAUGCUGACGAAGCCGCCGCCAUGGGUGCUGUUUACAAGGCAGCUGACCUGAGCUCAGGCUUCAAGGUCAAGCGGUUUAUCACCAAGGAUGCUGUUCUGUAUCCGAUUCAGGUUGUGUUUGAGAGAAAGCUGGACACUGAAGGCACUCCAGAGAACCCGGUGUUCAAGACUGUGAAAAGGAUGCUUUUCAGCAAAAUGAAUCCAUUCCCUCAGAAAAAAGUGCUGACCUUCAACAAAAACUCUGAGGACUUCUCCUUCAGCGUCAACUAUGCUGAACUCGACCACCUUAGCGCCGCAGAUGUUGAGGCCCUUGGAUCUUUGAGCCUGAGCCAGGUGGAGCUAAGCGGCAUUGCCGCCGCACUUGAGAAGCACCAGGGUCCAAACGUGGAAGCAAAGGGUGUGAAAGCGCACUUUAACUUGGACGAGAGCGGCAUCCUGCAACUUCUGGGCGCCGAGCUAAGCUUUGAAAAACUUGUGACCGCCGAGGAAGCCAAGAAGGAGGAGGAAGAGGAUCUCGACUCAACUCUAUCCAAGCUGGGCAGCACCAUCAGCAAGCUCUUCUCUGGAGAAGAUGAGAAGCCGGCUGAUGCCCCCGCCGAGAAGGCGGAAGAGGCCGAGCCGAGUGCAAGCAGCAGCAGCACCACUACCACUCCUGCCCCUGCGGUUAAGGGCGAAAAGAAUGAGACUGUCACGGAGGCGCCCAAGCCUAAAGUGGCAAUCGUCAAGGAGAACCUCAAGGUCGGCGAGGAGAAGCUUGACCUGCUUGAUUUGCAAGGGGAAAAGUUUGAAAGCUCAAAAACAAAACUUGACACACUGGACGAAGCCGACGAGAAGCGCAAACGCCACGAAGGCGCCCUGAACUCCCUGGAAAGCUUUAUUCUGGACUCACGGAUUCGGCUGGAGAACGAGGAGUAUCAGGCCGCGGGCAGCGAGUCCGAGCGUGAGGCCCUGAGCGCCGCCCUGAGCAAGGCCUCCGACUGGCUUGAAGAUGAGGGCUUCACCGCGGAAACGGAGCAGCUGGAGAAUCAGCUCAAGGUUUUGCACGACAGUGCCAAGGACAUCAUGCGCAGGGUCAAGGAGCACCAGAACAGACCUGAGGCGCUGGCCGGCUUGGAGAUGGGACUCCAGGGGAGCAAGAAGUUCCUGGCCAUGGCUGACAACCAGACGCAGAACGCUGCUGAAGAUGAGAGGGUUUUCACUGAGAAUGAACUGACCACUCUCAGGAAGACUAUCAAGGACACAGAGGAGUGGAAGAAUAGAAAGGUGGAGGAGCAGGCGGCAAUCCCACUUCACGAGAAUCCGAAGCUGACUGUGAAGGCCAUUGUCGAGAAAAUGAACGCCCUGGACAGGGAAGUCAAAUACUUAGUCAACAAGGCCAAGAACUGGAGGCCGCCCAAGAAGGCUAAGGAGGACAAAAAGGAGGAUAAAAACGCGACUGAAUCUGAGAAAAUAGUGGAAGAAGAAGAAGCAGCCGCCGCAGAAAAGUCUGAAGCGAACGCCACAAAGGAGGCCGAAGAGCAGCAACCAAAGGAGGAGGUGCCGGUGCUGGAGCUGGACGGCGCCGUGUCUCAAGAGGAGGAGCCCGAAGCUGCGGCGGAAACGGAAGAGAAAAAGGAGAAAGACUCUCAGACGGCUCCGAAGGAGGAGCUGUAACCCGACUGCGAAGAAGCUGUGCUCUCGUGCCCGCCCAGUCUCAAAUCGACGCACACAAAGAAGAAAAUUAUCGCUGUAUGAACCCUUAUCCCCUGAAGAAAUAAAUACUUACACUCUUAGGUCUGCCCCCCACCUUCAGGUUGGCCCUGAUUCGAAUGCACAGUGCCUGAAAGGUUCGCCGCAUCGCGAAUCCGGUGCAACAGAGAUAGUCGUGCGCGCGUGUUUCGUGUGUUUGUGCAAUUGAUGAUUGAAUUACGUCCGAUUCUGCUGCAACCAAAGGUGGACGCUCUCAUUCCAUUUAAAUAAUGUCUGUACGAGCGCGUGUGCUGUGCGUGUGUCUAUAUCACCCCCAAAACGGUUUUUGUAUUGUCAUGUUUGCUUCAAGCCUCCAUCCCUGAAAAACUGGAAAUGAAUUUGUUGACCCUGUUACAUUUUUUUGUAUUUUUUCGUCGGAAGCAAGCGCGUGAAAGGAGUGUUUGCUGAGGAAUGCUUUCCAAUAAAGUUAUUUAUUCGACAUUCGUUACAA
Molecule: messenger RNA, 3532 nt
Organism: Cloeon dipterum
Lineage: Eukaryota; Metazoa; Arthropoda; Insecta; Ephemeroptera; Baetidae
Gene: Grp170
Product: Grp170 co-chaperone
Exons: 13
Coding region: 175-3006 (943 amino acids)
Biological process (GO): endoplasmic reticulum unfolded protein response
Cellular component (GO): endoplasmic reticulum chaperone complex
Molecular function (GO): ATP binding; ATP-dependent protein folding chaperone
Source: RefSeq, a predicted model, not a curated record